AUGGAGCGUACAUAUGAGACGGAGGUGAAGCUGAACGUGGAACACCCUGAACCCAAGCCCCAGGACAGGGGCAAGUGGGGCAGCAAAAUUGAGUUUUUCUUGGCAGUAGCUGGACACAUUGUCGGUCUGGGAAACGUAUGGAGGUUCCCAUACCUGUGCUAUAAAAAUGGAGGAGGUGAGCAUCACACCACAUCUUUAUGUGGUUAUAUAAAUUUAAACACACGUAGUAAUGAAAUUGCUCAUAUAUAAGUGUUUUAUUUUGAUUUAUUCAUAUAAGGCUAAGCUGUUACAUAAUGAAACUUAUUCUGCUGUAAAUUCGAAAAAUUGUAUUUACUUAAAAGGGGCAAUCUGGGUUUGGUACAUCCAUAUUUUUCCAUAUUCCAUAUAUUUAAUUUAAGGAUAUAUAGCCAUUGAUUCUUGAAGAAUAUAACUUUUAAGUGCUCAUGAGCUUAGUUCAACUGUGCUCAUGAGCUUAGCCCCCUGUGUAGCUCAGUUGGUAGAGCAUGGCGCUUGCAACGCCAGGGUUGUGGGUUUGUUUCCCACGGGGGGCCAGUAUGAAAAUGUAUACACUCACUAACUGUAAGUCUCUCUGAAUACGAGCAUCUGCUAAAUGACUAAAAAUGUAAAACUGUCUGUAACCCAUCAACCCUAACUUACAAACUCUCUCCACAGAUGCUUUACUAGCAUGUGACUUUUGUGGUGCUUUGUAAUAUAAGACUAAGUAUAAGUUUACAAUUUCCCUGACUUUGACAGUGGUUCAAAAUGCAUAGUCAAUUUCAGUGUUUCAUGCAAAUUACUUAUUAAUCAUUGCUCCAAAAGGGGUUUUCUUUGUCCCCUAUAUUCUGUUCCUGUUCACCUGCGGUGUUCCCCUCUUCUUCCUGGAGACAUCGAUGGGCCAGUACACUAGUCAGGGUGGAAUCACUUGCUGGAGGAAAAUCUGCCCACUCUUUGAAGUUAAGUCUUAAGGAUUGGGUAAUUUUACCUAAACUUUCUCUUUACCAUUGGCAGCAUAGCUCUAGACUAUAUAAAGCUGUCAGUUAACAACAUUUGUAUGAAGUAGCCUGUUUAUUGAUGCCAACAAGAUAGUGCUAAUAUGGCUAUACUGGUAAUAUGAACCUUUUGUCAAGGUUGAGGACAUUUCCAUUUCAAUUCAGUCAAUUCAGGAAGCAAUUAUCCUCAAUUCAGUAAGUAUUUCCUCAUUGAUAAGCCCCAUACCAGACCCCAAAUUCUUUACGUUUUCUAUGUUGUCGUUUUAUGAUGUUGACCUCUCUCAAUAGGCCUGGGCUAUGGAAGCCAAGUGGUAGUUUUGUACACUGGAGUGUAUUACAUCAUCAUUCUGGCUUGGGCGUUCCUAUACCUCUUCUCUUCCUUCAGCUCAGAACUCCCAUGGGCCAGUUGUAAAAAUAGUUGGAACACAGGUAUUUUAUUUUAUAUUAUAUGUUAUGCUUGUCAAUAAUUUAUGGUUGUUGUCAACCACUAACUAAUCAUAACAUUAUUGACAGCUUUUUUAAGUUAAAUACAUUGCACAGACAAUGUAUUGCUGAAAGUUUAUAGCUGGAAGUUAAUGCACCUCAAAUGUACAUAAGCCAUACAUUACCCAACCCCAUCCAUAUGAUUUAAUUGUUUUGUAAUAUCAAUUGUUUUCUCUCACUAUAAGACAACUGUUUUGAGCAUGGCCAGAACAGCACAUUCUCUGACCACUCUCAUGGGAACACUACAUCCUCAGUCAUUGAAUUUUGGGAGUAAGUGACUUGACAAUGUACAUGUAUUUAAAAAACAAACAUUUUUAUUAUGUAUGAAUGCAUUUUUUUUUAACACAGUUCGGGUGAAUAUUACUAAAUGUGCUUUUACACUCAGGAGAAGAAUAUUGGGCUUGUCUGGGGGAAUUGAAGAAAUUGGGAAUAUUCGCUGGGACCUAUCUCUGUGUCUUCUACUGUCCUGGAUUAUCUGUUACUUCUGUGUCUGGAAAGGAGUGAAGUCUACUGGAAAGGUAAGGUGGGAUCUCUGCCAUUCAGCCUGAUGACCUCAUGAAUACUGUAGAGUUGUUAGGAUGAGCCAUAGACUGAGUGAAUGUAAUGCUGGACUGGUCCCCCCUCCCCUCAGGUGGUCUAUUUCACUGCCACCUUCCCCUAUGUGAUGCUGGUGGUGUUGCUAGUUCGUGGACUCACACUGCCGGGGGCCAUAGAUGGUAUCAAAUACUACCUCUACCCAGACCCAGCCCGCCUCGCUGACCCACAGGUAGGAACACACUUCAUUGUGUCCAAAACUGAGAUCCAUCCCACAGAUGCAAAUAUACUUUCUAAAACAGUCACUUUCUACCACAGUUAACAGUUAUUUUGACAUAUUGUUUCAGGUAUGGAUGGAUGCUGGAAGCCAGAUAUUUUACUCCUAUGGAGUUUGUACAGGGGUUUUGACAACUUUAGGCAGCUACAACAAGUACAACAACAACUGCUACAGGUACUUUAAACCCGCUAUUAAUCUCAGCACACCUUGUAAAUAACAGAUCUUGAUCAUGAUUCAUGACAUUGUAUUGAGAAGACCUAUUUUGUUGUGUGAGUUUAAGGCUGACUAAUGUAUUUUUAAUUUCAGGGACUGUGUGUAUCUUUGUCUACUAAACAGUGUGACUAGCUUUGUGGCUGGUUUUGCCAUCUUCUCUGUACUGGGCUUCAUGGCUUAUGAACAGGGCAUGGACAUCUCAAUGGUGGCUGAAUCAGGUAGGUAAUGCUCCACAUGUACCUUCAAACCCUCUGAGGGAUAUAAUGUGAACACAAUGCUUUAUGUACCACUUACAGGUCCUGGCCUGGCGUUCAUCGCCUACCCUCGUGCUGUGGCCAUGAUGCCAGUACCCCAACUCUGGGCCAUCUUCUUCUUCAUCAUGAUCAUCCUACUGGGGUUAGACAGUGAG
Coregonus sp. 'balchen' is the source of this 2905-nucleotide messenger RNA. Lineage: Eukaryota; Metazoa; Chordata; Actinopteri; Salmoniformes; Salmonidae. The record is from the annotation of a GenBank genome assembly.